Parnassius mnemosyne (clouded apollo) is the source of this 1149-nucleotide messenger RNA. The record is from the annotation of a GenBank genome assembly. Lineage: Eukaryota; Metazoa; Arthropoda; Insecta; Lepidoptera; Papilionidae.
AUGGUCAUCAAAUGGCGAUUCCGAUGCAGGGGAGCUUUUCACAGAAUAAAGGAGUAUAUAUCAUGGAAAAUAGCACAAGUAAUGCUAACAAUACGUUCGCUGACAUAUAAUGAACACAUGAGCCAAAGCUAUGCUGUUGACUGCCUUCUAGAACCAAUAUUUUGGUUUGUGGACAAUUUUGCCUGUUAUUUAGGAAAGAUUUUUGUAUUCUGUGUGACCAUUUUGACUACAGCAGUUGUGUUAAUUUCAUAUUGGGUUGGGUUACCCUACUGGUGGCAGCGCAAUCAAUUUUUCACAAUUUUUUUAGUUGCUUUUGGUAAUUGGCUGUUGCUCAAUAUUGUUUUCCAUUACUACAUGGGUGUAACUACUUCUCCUGGACAUCCUCCCCAUGGCGUAAUGAUAUUGCAUGCAGCAAGUAUUUGUAAGAAGUGUAUAUCACCAAAGCCACCUCGAACUCACCAUUGUUCAGUUUGUGACAAGUGCAUACUUGCCAUGGAUCACCACUGCCCGUGGCUUAAUAACUGCGUUGGUUAUUAUAAUGCCAGGCACUUCUAUCUUUACAUGGUUUAUAUGGUGGCUGGUGUUCUAUUUCUGAUUGUUUUUGGAAUUGAAAUUGGAUACCAAGUACUACUGCUAAACGAUACAAGUGAUAUCACACCCAAUGAGGAUCCCGAGUUGAUAGGACAUCCUGUUCGCAUGAAUCAAACGGGUGUAUUAGUACCAGUGAAAGUAAUUGUUGAGUAUGAUUCCUUUAAUUUUCCGAGAGAGCAUGACUUACCCAUACCAGUUGUAUCUGAAUUGCAACUCAUCAGUAGUCAUCCCUGGAAGAGAAAAGCUGUAAUAUUCAUGGCUAUUACAUGUCUGUCUGUACUUUUAUCAUUGGGAACUUUAUCUGUAUGGCAUGGAAAAAACAUAUCUAGGGGGGAGACAUGUAUCGAAGCUCAUAUAAACGCAAAGUUUCGGAAAACUCACAAAUCGUCCUUUAGAAAUCCGUACGAUUUUGGCAGAAGGAAAAAUUGGAAGUUAUUUUUAGGCUUAGUCCAGGGCAGAACGUUUGUUAGACAUGUACUAUGGCCAUCAGCCCAUCGUCCGACGGGUACGGGUCUUACUUGGCAUACUGUGAAUAAUGUAUUAGAAGACUGGCCGUAG